UUCUUCUCGAUCCUUCCUCCCGAAAGCCCCCAAAGCCACCGACUCCUUCCUCCUUUGAAAACUCGGUGAGCUUGAUGAAAUUUUCUCCUUCUUUCUUGCUUAAUCACAAGAUUUGGGGGUUUAGAAUUCUCUCCCUCAACCCAGAAAUCCCGGAUCUGCUCUGCUUCUUCCUCCCUUGUCCGUCGGGUUCUGCUGGGUUUGAAUCCUUCGGCUUUUUCGGGUAAGCCACAGCCAUAAAAUUCAUCUUUCUCCCUUAGUUUGGGCUUGGGUUACUCUAAUUUCGUUAUUGGUUCUUGAAUUUCUGGAGUUUGCCGUGAGUUUCCCCCAUGGAUCCCGUUGGCUUCCUCACCAGCCAAGCUCGGGUUCUGCUGGCUGGAAUUCUGUAGGUGCUGUGUGGCUUAGAGCUAUGGGGUCAAAUUCCCGGUUUUAUGCCAGUGAGGUAGUAGGACCCGAGACACGGAAACCACGGGAAGUGACGAGAUAAAAGGCUAGCCAUUCCAAUUGGAUAUAAGUUUUAGAUUUUAUCAUCCUUUUGUAAGUUAGAUUUAUUCUUGAGAUUUGGGAUUGAACAAGUUCUGAGCCUUGUGCAUUUGUGGGAUCUGUCUCACGAGUGCACGGCGUCGCCUCGGAUUUGGGUUUUGGGGUGUGACAUGAACACUCACGAACAAACAUGGUUCCGCACCGACAGUGCCGUCUCCAAGGCCUAUGUCGCCGCUUCGAGAGCGCAGGUCCACCUUCCUUCCCCUAAUGCUAGUGUCCUCUCCAUUGUUAGGACAUUUGAAUUGCUUCCUCGACAUUACAAUCCCAACCCCAUCCUAGAAACACAAGCUCCUUUCCCAGCUGAUAGAUCCACCGGAUUCACCAACACUACAGCUUCGCCCUCCGCUAUUGAAAGCUGUAACGGGCUCUCCUCAUGGCUCCCCCUAGUUCCUCCACUCCUUCUGAACCCUGUCCAGUCCAUCUUGUCCCACAGCAGCCAUUAGUUGACACCUACACCAAAUUUCAAACAAAAAAAAAAAUUACAAAAUAAAACAAUGCCACUCUCAAAGAAGAGAGGAGCCGAAACCCUAAGCCUAGGAAAGCCUGCAGAUUAAACGUAUAACCUUAUCAUGUGUGGUCCAUUACCCUUUAAUUUACCUCCGGAAUGUUAAGAAAGAUUGUUUGGGUGUAUACAAAGAGACCUUCCAACAGGUAUGUGCAUCACUCGUUAAGAGCCACGUGCGGGCUGCUAGGUAGAUCGACAAAGCAGACGGACUCCUGGUUGCACCUAACGACCCGUUUUGAUCCUUUGGUGACCAAGUUAUAGCUCCCAGUAAUUUGGUACCGUGAAUUAGUAGUUGAAUGUAUAUUUAGGUGGAAAUUCCCUUUUUUUUUAAAAAAAAAACAAAAGGAAACGCAGGGGGCGGAAAAAAAACAAAAAGCAAAGAAAGAUAAUUUUUUUUGGUUAGAUGAUACAGUGCAAGACAAUUAUUUUUCAUCUCUACUUUUACUAACAAAUAUUAAUAGGGGGU
Messenger RNA from Rubroshorea leprosula, 1511 nucleotides. Lineage: Eukaryota; Viridiplantae; Streptophyta; Magnoliopsida; Malvales; Dipterocarpaceae. The record is from the annotation of a GenBank genome assembly.